Molecule: messenger RNA, 1588 nt
Organism: Lotus japonicus
Lineage: Eukaryota; Viridiplantae; Streptophyta; Magnoliopsida; Fabales; Fabaceae
Exons: 1
Coding region: 787-1407 (206 amino acids)
Source: RefSeq, a predicted model, not a curated record
CGUGCAUCCUUCCUUGCACCGCCACCGCUGCCUCCCCCGCCCAGCCGCCGCCUGUGCUCUCCCUUUCAGCACCACCGCCGCCGCUGGGCCCUUCUCUCCCUCACUGCUGCUCUCUCUCCCUGUGCAGAUCUACCAGGCGCCUAGAUCUCCAGCUCUCGCGUGUCUCCUCCUCUGCCACGGUUCCUCCGUCGCGCCGCCGCACAACCAGGUGCAACCCGCCGCCUCCAAGCCGCCCCUCCUCCACUCUAGGCUCUGUCUUCUUCACGUUUGUUGUGCAGCAACCACAACCAGCAACCCGACCCGCUAGUUAGUGGAUCAAGUCCCCCCGGUUCGCCCAGCCUUCAACCCGGUUUGACUAACCCGGUUGAACCGCCCAGACCCGGUUCAACCAGCAGGCAGGCCCAAGUUCUCAAUAAAAAAAAAAACAGCAACAUGUCUUCCACCUCCGAUGACGGUAGCAAUGCGACUCCUCCUCCUCCCAAGGCCGAUCUUGCCCCACCUACUCCAACGUCUGCCAAGGCGGAUUUUCAUCCUGCUCUUGUCGUUUCCAACAUUAAGAAUCACAUUCCUCUUGUCCUUGAUAUGGAAACUGAUCGCUAUGGCACGUGGGCGGAACUUUUUCGCAUUCAUGCCCGUUCUCAUCGGGUUCUGCAUCAUAUUGUUCCAUCCACAGACAAACCACCACCAGCCGUCACUGACCCCACAUAUGAUCAGUAGGCUACUUUGGAUUCCAUCGUCCUGCAGUGGAUCUAUUCCACCAUUUCCCUUGACUUGCUGUCCACAGUCAUGGAACCCAAUUCCACAGCUUUGGCCGCUUGGGAGCGUUUGGCUGAUAUCUUCCAUGACAAUCAGAAUGCGCGUGCAGUUGCUUUGGAGCAGGAAUUCUCUAGUGUCCGUAUGGAGACCUUUCCGAAUGUCACUACUUACUGUCAGCGUCUGAAGACGCUUUCUGACCAGCUCCGGGAUGUGGGUGCUCCUGUGAACAAUCACCGUCUCGUUUUGCAGCUUAUUUCUGGUCUAACUGAUGCCUACAAGGGCGUUGCAACAUUGAUCCGCCAGAGCAAUCCGCUCCCCACUUUUCAUCAUGCUCGCUCCAUGCUUACCCUAGAGGAAGCAGGUUUGGCUAAGAUGAAGCCUGUUGAGCCUCCUGCUGCCUAUGUUGCUACUCAGUCGCGUGCCUCUGAUGUCUCCUCCCAGAGCACUGAUCGUCGGUCCUCCAACCGUUCUCGUUCCCACAAUUCUAAGGGUCGUGGUGGGAAUCGCGGAAACGGUGGCGGAUCCCGUCGUGGCACCUCUCAGGGCUCCUAUCCUCCGAUGCCACCUCAGCCACAGUACUUCUUGUACCAGCAUUGGGGAUGGGCCCCGCCUCCAUGGGUUGUGCCUUCGUGCCCAUACCCAACCUCUUAGUGGACUCGUCCCUCUGCUCCUCCACGCCAACCAGGCAUUCUGGGCCAGCGUCCUCAGGCUUAUGCUGCUUCGGCCUCACCCGUGCCCACUGACAUUGCCACUGCCAUGCACACUAUGACGCUUGCUCCUCCCGACAGCACAUGGUAUAUGGACACAGGAGCAUCAUCUCAUGUAGCAGCUU